AACGACUUCAAGGUGAGCACGAACCCUGCCCCUCCGUUUCACCGUCAGGACAUCUCCAGAGAUGUAAUUCUACAACAUGGAGAAUUCUCGUUAUGAAAACUCGACGUUUGAGGCUGGAUUGUCCGGCCCUCCGCUGGAUGAUGAUCUUGGGCCAGUCACUCACUUUCCACAACGCAGAUGCGGGACGUCCUCAAGACCGAAGAACUCGAUAUUCCGGAGGGGGUUACCGUUGAAAUCAAAUCCCGCAUCAUCAAGGUCGCCGGUCCUCGCGGCACGCUCACGAAGAAUGUUCGCCACAUCGAUAUGGAUAUCCGCGUGGUGAAGCGAAGCAAGACCAGCCAAGUUACUCUGGCUGUGUGGCAGGGCGGUCGCAAGCACGUCGCCUGCUUGCGGACGAUCCGUAGUCUUAUCAACAACAUGGUCAUUGGUGUCACCAAGGGCUUCUUGUAUAAAAUGCGUGCAGUGUACGCCCAUUUCCCUAUCAACGCCAUCAUCCAAGAAUCUGGACACGCUCUUGAGAUUCGUAAUUUCUUGGGCGAGAAGACCGUCCGACACGUGAAAAUGCUGGAUGGUGUCACCAUUUCUGAGUCCAAAGCACAAAAGGAUGAGCUGAUUCUGGAGGGCAAUGAUAUUGAGAACGUUUCACAAUCAGCUGCUUCCAUUCAGGGUUCCUGCCGGGUACGGAACAAGGAUAUCCGUAAAUUCUUGGACGGUAUCUACGUUUCAGACCGUACGACGAUAGGGCAGGAGUAAGGCGUGUCAUCAGGAUCAACUCCAUCCUUUAUGGCCAAACUUCAUACUACACGUUCUCUCCUCAUUCAUGUGCACAAUAUGAUGAUAUUGGCCUCUGCAUUAAUUAGCCGACGUUGGGAAAACCAUUUGAGUAUCGACCGAACGU
Messenger RNA from Coniophora puteana RWD-64-598 SS2, 898 nucleotides. Its product is annotated as ribosomal protein L6. Gene Ontology annotation, cellular component: cytosolic large ribosomal subunit; ribosome. Gene Ontology annotation, molecular function: rRNA binding; structural constituent of ribosome. The coding region runs from base 178 to 753 and encodes 191 amino acids. Gene Ontology annotation, biological process: cytoplasmic translation. NCBI's taxonomy places the organism in Eukaryota, Fungi, Basidiomycota, Agaricomycetes, Boletales, Coniophoraceae. The record is from RefSeq and is a predicted model, not a curated record. The transcript has 4 exons.